AAAGUUCAACUUAAACCUCUUUCUGCCUCUCAUAUAAACCUCUCUCCCAAGCCUAUUUUUUCCCACACAACACAAUCUCCCCUGCUUUCACCAUCCCGCUUUCUCUUUCUCAUCUCACAACUUGCCGCAUAAAAAUCUCAUCACAGCUUUCAUCUCUGCUCGCUCUCUCUUCUUUGAUUUUGCUUUUUCCACAUAAAGAUUGAAGAUGGAUAGCUCUAAAGGCAAUAACUUUGGCGUCGAAUUCUGUUUUUUAUUUUAACAGUGUUAAAACAGAAGAAACCCAGAUUCUGAAACUCCAUCUUUGUUUUCUUACACUGAGCUUAGAUAAAUCUUUCUUUCCUGAAAACGUCCAUCUCGUGUUAACUUCGUCGAAACAGGUUAUACUUUUGAGAGAGCGAGCAGUGCUGUGUAUUUAUAAACAGUCAUGGCUGCAACGAACGGUGGGAAAUUCGAUGUGGGAGAUGAAACUCACAAUUUUUCCCAGAAGGGAAGUGAAAGCGUUGAUUGGGAGAUUGAAAAGGGAAACAGCGUGGGUUCAAGCUCUCAGAGGCGUCAAUGGAAGCCAGUUUUUGAUGAUACUUCCAUUUCACACGAUAGACCUCUGAAGAAAAUCCGCAGCCCCGAUCGCCGUAACACAAACCAAUCUUCCUCCUCUUCUUCUUCUUCUGUUACUUUUCAACCUUCUCCUCUCUCUAUCCCUCCUUCAUCCUCUUCAAGAAUCGUGUUCCCUUUCGCCUUCAACGGUUCCCAAUACCCAAUGCAAUUCCCGCACCAAUUCGGAGCCAUAAAUUCACCCUUCCCUCACUCCUCUUUCCAAAACCCCCAACAGAUGAUAUCAUUCGGGUCCCAGCAACAAAACCUUCCCUUUCCACCAAACAUGGCCCGAGAUUCUUCUCUUCCACACCACCAUCAUCAUCAACAGCAUCCGCAGCAACUUCUUCAGCAUUGGAGAGACGCUCUGAAUCUAAGUCCCAGAGGAAUGUUUACCCACUUGGGGCCAGAUGGAAGGCCAUUGUUUAGGCCUCCAACGCAGCCCAUAAACACCACCAAGCUCUACAGAGGAGUGAGGCAACGCCAUUGGGGAAAAUGGGUCGCUGAAAUUCGUCUUCCUCGAAACAGAACGCGUCUCUGGUUGGGCACAUUUGACACGGCGGAGGACGCCGCCAUGGCCUACGACCGCGAAGCCUUCAAACUCCGAGGAGAAAAUGCCAGACUCAAUUUCCCCGAAAUGUUCCUCAACAAAGACAAAAACGAACAAGUUGAAGAAGAACCUUCUUCACCUGUUCAAGACCAGCAUGAACAAAAACCUGUUCCUGUAGGCCGUGACAUGCCAAGAGAAGAGUCUAACGAGAAUGACUCAGGAAUUGGAUCGAGCGACGCUACUGUGAGUGAUGAGGUUCAUGCUGCUGCUGCUUCUGCAGAAGGAGGUGACGGGGUUUCUCAGGAACUUGUUUGGGGAGAAAUGUCUGCAUGGUUCAAUGCUAUUCCUGCAGCUUGGGGACCUGGUAGCCCUAUGUGGGAUGAUUUGGAUCCCACCAAUAAUCUUCUUUACCAAUCACACGUUCCUUUUUCAAAUUCCAAUCAGCAAGAGAUGAAUGAUGCCUCUGAUGAUGCUCAGAGACAUGAACACAACACGGGAUCAGGUUACUUAUGGAAGGAUCAGGAUUGAUUCAAGUUAAUUUUAUCUCCAAGUCGCUUCUUUCUCUGGCUGCAUACUCAUGAUUAUCCAUUAUACAGCUUAGGACAGUUUGAUGAUUUCUCACUUACUUCUUCUCACUGGUUGCUGAUAUUUUUUACCAGUACCUGUGAACCAACCCUGCCUACUAUAGUCCAAUAUUCAUUCUUAGACCAUCUCUGCUGUACCAAGGCUCAUUGUAUUUCAGGGCCUUUCAGCACCCCUUCACUGUGUUCUGUUUUUCAACCUUGUUUUUAAGGUUUUUACUUGACUCUUCUGCACUAUAAUUAUUUAGUAUUGAAUGUAGCAAAGGUAGUUGGUUUGACGAGAGAAGAAGGAGACAGUUUUUGUGAUUUCCUUCUCUGUUGUUCCAUCCGUUAUGAGCUAUGUUUUUCUGCUCCAAGGAUGGAUUUACAUUAUUAUUAUUACUACAUUUGUAGUUUGUAUGCCAUCAUGUUAUGUAUUUUUUUUCUUGGUUUAUUAAAUAUCUAUCAGCAUUUUGCAGUAUUGCAGUUUA
Molecule: messenger RNA, 2192 nt
Organism: Vigna angularis (adzuki bean)
Lineage: Eukaryota; Viridiplantae; Streptophyta; Magnoliopsida; Fabales; Fabaceae
Product: ethylene-responsive transcription factor ERF053
Exons: 1
Coding region: 425-1669 (414 amino acids)
Biological process (GO): regulation of DNA-templated transcription
Molecular function (GO): DNA-binding transcription factor activity; DNA binding
Source: RefSeq, a predicted model, not a curated record